Messenger RNA from Penicillium verhagenii, 2064 nucleotides. Its product is annotated as LMBR1 domain-containing protein. The record is from RefSeq and is a predicted model, not a curated record. Lineage: Eukaryota; Fungi; Ascomycota; Eurotiomycetes; Eurotiales; Aspergillaceae. The transcript is spliced from 2 exons. Gene Ontology annotation, cellular component: membrane. The coding region runs from base 1 to 2064 and encodes 687 amino acids.
AUGUUCUCGGUCUCCGUGUCGCCCAUCUCGGUGGGCUCAAAUGUCUUCUUCGCCUUGGCACUUUUCGCCAUUUCCGUCCUCGUCCUCUUACUUUUACGCCGCUUCCUCACCCUUCGCGCCACUCCAGCCUAUCUCACCGUCCCCAUAUUCUUGGCACUAGCACUUCCUGCCAGUGUAGUAUUACUAGUUCCAAUCGAUUUGGCCUCCAGUUCACGCGAUGGCAGUGGCCCCAAGGCAAUCUGGUUACCCGAUCGCGUGGUCCUGGUAUGCUGGCGCAUCGCAUACUGGCUCAUUUUCAUGCUGACUUGGGCUAUCCUCCCACUGCUGGGUGAAUAUGUCGACUCCGGAUACCGCGAACCCAAAGCCCGCAUCUUCUACUCCCUCCGCAAGAAUGCCCGAUACCAGUUGACCGUCCUGACCUGUGCGGUUGUCGGACUCGUUUAUGUCUCCAUCUCCAACGGCUUUGAAUUAACCUCUAUCAAAGGUCUGGUCAUGGCAUUGGCAUAUGUGUGGGGCCUUGUCUUGGCCAUCUACCUCAUGGGUCAUGGCCUGGUCUCCAUUCCUCGGAAUCUGAUUCGCAAUGCAAAUGUGAGCGGUCGCUUAAGACGGGUUCAAGCCCAUGCGCCCAAGGUCCACGACCGCUUGAUGGAUGCAGUGAAUGAAUUGGAAAGCCUCAACUCCCAGGUUACUCAGCUUCAACAACGCAAAACCGGAACCGCGCGCGAUUUCCAGGAAUGGAUCGAGGAUCUUUCCGAGGGCUCGGGCUCGUCUGAUGUACGGGUCCCAAUCCUUGAAGCCCCGGAGUCUUCGAGCACCAUCCCCUCCGUGAUCACGGAGCGCUACUUGGCCGACCUGACCCGGCGCCUGCAGCGCUCCCGGCACAUGAAGGCUCGGUUUGUGGAUGAGUGGGAUCGAUUGGUUCUACUCGCGGCCGACCUCCAGUCUAUCAUCAACUCAGCCGCCUCCAAGAAACUGGAGUUUGGCCCCGCGCCUCGCCGAUCGUCCUGCUUCCCUCGCGCCAAGCUUUUGACCCCGUAUAUGCGUUAUCAGGUGUACUCGAAUGUUGUUCCCUCGGUCCGAAUGGUCUUUGGUGCAUUUUUUUCCGUGGCGUCGGUCUGUAUCGUAUGGUCGGAAUUGAUCAAGUCGGUGGCUCCCCAGCUCUCUAUUGUGAGCUUGACUAUAGUGCCCAACUGGCAAGACCCCAAGCCCCUUGGCUUUGGCAAACAACUUGUGACUUCCGCUUGGCUCUUGUACAUGUGUUCUGCUGCCCUGGUAGGUGUCAACGACGUCAAGGUCUGGGGUAACCGAGCCCUGGUGCGUCGGAACACUUACGGUGAGAGCGCCUGCUGGUAUGCUAGCCUGGUCGCUCGUCUCACGGUACCUAUCGCCUACAACUUCUUGACUUUUUUGCCAAAGGAUUUCCGCCGAGAAACCACUUUCUACGAGUUUUUGGGUCGUCUCAUCAACCUCACGCCGCUCGGCAAAGGAUUCGAUUUCAUCUUCCCGAUCUUCAUCCUUUUGCCCAUUUGCGCCACUCUGUUCAACCUCUAUGGCCGAAUCAAGAAGAUCUUUGGUUUCGGUCUUGCCGAGGAGGAUGAUAUCCACGACGUGGAAAACAAUCCCUCUGGCUACGGUAUGGGCGGCUGGCGCGAAGGCCGUGAUCUCAUUGAGCGUGAGCUAAAUGGAUUUGGCUCACUGGCCGUUUCCUCUCGGGGAACACGCUCCACCUGGGCAGCAGAUCGCGAUGACGAGAGUGACUCUCGCGGCUCUUCGCGACUGCGAGUUCCUGCUGCUGAGGGCUCUCGGUCUCCGCGAACCGCUCAACGGCCCGUCACCGCACCCACGGUCAUCGAUGGGGAAGAAGAGGAAGAGGAAAACUUUUUCCAAUCUUUUGCGCACCGCGUUCGCAACACGUUUGAGACGACCAAUACUCCUCAGUGGUUCCAAGGCGAACCAUUCCGUCUGCCUCGUUGGAUGUCAGGGGACAACACCACUACGGAAGAGGAUGGCGUUACCCGACUGUUUGGUGGCCGCGCGGUGCCUGGCCGCCUCCGUCUGGGCUAG